AGCCCCAUCAAAGGGUUUAAAGUAAACAGCUGAAGACCAGGGAAAAAAAAAAAAACACACACAUACACACACACACACUAGUCCUCCUUUUCUUCACUACAGAAAUGGAGUGCAGCAGCACAACCACUACCACUACAACCAUGUGUGCCGCGUCUCAGAAUCAACCUCUGUCGCCUUCAUCAUCUCCUUCAUUGUCUCCGAGGGCUGGAUCUCCCAAAAAUGGUCCGCCAUCUCCUCCACCAGUCAUUCUUAGCCCUUGUGCCGCAUGCAAAAUCCUCCGCCGCAGAUGCGCAGAGAAAUGUGUAUUGGCUCCAUACUUUCCGCCAACUGAGCCCUUAAAGUUCACCAUUGCACAUAAAGUAUUUGGAGCUAGCAACAUUAUCAAGAUGUUGCAGGAACUCCCAGAGGACCAAAGAGCAGAUGCUGUGAACAGCAUGGUUUACGAAGCGAAUUCGAGGAUUAGAGAUCCAGUUUAUGGCUGUGCAGGGGCAAUUUGUCAGCUGCAGAAGCAAAUUAGUGAGCUCCAAGCAGAACUUGCCAAGGCACAGGCUGAGAUGUUGAACUUUCAAUGCCAAAAUGACAAUCUCAAGUCCUUAAUCUGCAUGGGAAUGGCAGCACAAGAUGAUCAAGAAAUCAAGUCCGAACAGCAUCUAAGCUGUGAUAAUACAAGCUUAUUUCUUGAUGAUGCAAAUAUAUAUGCUGCUUGGGAACCACUCUGGACAUAAGCAAGCCGAUCCAGGGCAAGGAUAUUUAACUAGUUUGGAGAAGUCGAGUAAACAAGGAUCUGCAAGUGUGGACACAAAAGCGACUGCAUGCAGUGACCUAUACUAAUAAAAAUUUAAACAAUUUCAAAUUGGAUUAAUGUAUUUUUCGAGUUAUUAUAUGAAGAGUAGAUCUUUUAACAAUACAGACGUAUUUUUAUGAUAUUUUAUGUCCAACUUGUCCCAAGAGGAAGAAGGAGU
This is a messenger RNA of Coffea eugenioides, 962 nucleotides long. Its product is annotated as LOB domain-containing protein 1-like. The coding region runs from base 105 to 725 and encodes 206 amino acids. NCBI's taxonomy places the organism in Eukaryota, Viridiplantae, Streptophyta, Magnoliopsida, Gentianales, Rubiaceae. The transcript has 2 exons. The record is from RefSeq and is a predicted model, not a curated record.